UGUGUCUGGGCCAUUACUAAUAGAGCCUUGUAAACAAUCGUUAAUCAUGUAAGGACUGCAGGCCAUUGGAUUCGGACCGGGAGCGCGGACCGGGAGCGCGGAGCGCAGAGCGGGGCCGCGGCCUCUCCGCCUGCCCCCUCCCCGCCCCGGGCAGCCCGGCCCCAGGCAGCCGCAGGCGCGCCGCGGCGAGAGCCCCGAGCAGCAUGUGGAGAGCCGCCGCCGGGGCCCCGCCAGCAUGUACGUGAGCUACCUCCUGGAGAAGGACGGGCCCAUGUACCCCGGCCCGGUGCGGCACUCGGGGGGGCUUAACCUGGCGGCGCAGAACUUCGUCGGUGCCCCGCAGUACGCGGACUACGGCGGGUACCAUGUGAACCUCGACGGCGCCCAGUCCCCCGGGCCGGCCUGGCCUGCGCCCUACGCCGCCCCGCUCCGCGACGACUGGGGCACCUAUGGCCAAGGGGCGCCGCCGGCCGCCGGCGCCGUCCACGGCCUCAACGGGGGCUCCCCCGCCGCCCCCAUGGCCUACAGCCCCGCCGACUACCACCACCACCAUCACCACCACCCGCACGCCCACCACCACGCCGGCCCCGCGCCCCACUGCUCCGCCGGGGUCAUGCAGCCCCUCAACGCCGCCAGCGCCGCUGCCAGCGCCGCCCCCGAGCCGCUCUCCCCCGGUGGGCAGCGCCGCGGCCUCUGCGAGUGGAUGAGGAAGCCGGCGCAGCCCCCGCUCAGCAGCCAGGUUAAAACCAGGACGAAAGACAAGUACCGCGUCGUGUACACCGACCACCAGCGGCUGGAGCUGGAGAAGGAGUUUCACUACAGCCGCUACAUCACCAUCCGGAGAAAAGCGGAGCUGGCCUCCAACCUGGGGCUGUCGGAGAGGCAGGUGAAAAUCUGGUUCCAGAAUAGGCGGGCGAAGGAGAGGAAGAUCAACAAGAAGAAGCUGCAGCAGGCGCAGCCCGGCGGCGCGGAGCCCCUCAGCCCCAGCGCCUCCUUGCAGGGUCCCGCGGCGGGGGCGGCCGCGGCCGGGCUGGGCCCCGCGGCCCCGCAGUGACAGCGGCCGGGGACAGCGGCGCAGGGACUGCUGGAGGACGCAGCGGAGCGGGCCGGGCCUGGCCGGGGGGCACGGAGGGAGCGGCCCCCCCGAUGCACUACACCGCCCCGCGGGGCCGGCCGUGUGUACAGGUGUACAGUGUAUGUGUCUCGUCGUCCGGGGGAAGCGUGUCCAUCGCUUUAAUAAUAUUAUUAUUAUGUUUGGGUGCUUUUUUUUACCCUGGAAUUUGUUAGAUAAAGUGUGGGCGCUGCCUGCCAGUCAACCCCCGGUAUAUCUCAGGGAUGGGUCCAAAAGACCUUUGCAAUGUUGUUGGGCUAAUGAUGAA
Molecule: messenger RNA, 1379 nt
Organism: Haemorhous mexicanus (house finch)
Lineage: Eukaryota; Metazoa; Chordata; Aves; Passeriformes; Fringillidae
Gene: CDX2
Product: caudal type homeobox 2
Exons: 3
Coding region: 236-1054 (272 amino acids)
Biological process (GO): regulation of transcription by RNA polymerase II; cell differentiation; anterior/posterior axis specification
Cellular component (GO): nucleus
Molecular function (GO): RNA polymerase II transcription regulatory region sequence-specific DNA binding; DNA-binding transcription factor activity, RNA polymerase II-specific
Source: RefSeq, a predicted model, not a curated record